AUGUCGUUCCUUCGCUACAGGCCCCGUCUCCCCGGCGGAGAGUUGGCUCCGAUGCCCUGGCCGGUGUCCUUGUACCGGACCCUAAACCACAUCGCCUGGCCGCUGGGGGCGGACUCGGGUCGCUGUACCGUUUUCCUGGACAGGCUGCUGAUUUUCCUGGGCUUUCUGGUCUUCUGCGAGCACAACGAGGUGGACUUUCAUUACCUGAUAGCCAAUCGCCAGGACAUGGACAACCUGCUGACGGGCAUGCCCACGUAUCUGAUCCUGGUGGAGAUGCAGAUACGCUGCUAUCAGCUGGCCUGGCACAAGGAUCGCUUUCGGGCUCUGUUGCAGCGCUUUUAUGAGGAAAUUUACGUGUCGGCGGACAAGGAGCCCCAUCUGUUUGCCAGGAUACAGCGGCAAAUGCUGGCCACGCGGCUAAAUUCCACCGUCUAUCUGCUGGCCCUGUUCAACUUCUUUCUCGUCCCAGUGACGAAUGUCAUCUACCAUCGCCGGGAGAUGCUCUAUAAACAGGUGUAUCCCUUCGACAACACGCAGCUGCAGUACUUCAUCCCGCUGCUGGGACUCAAUUUCUGGGUGGGCUUCAUCAUCACCAGCAUGCUCUUCGGCGAGCUGAAUGUCAUGGGCGAGCUAAUGAUGCAUUUAAAUGCCCGUUAUGUCCAGCUGGGCCAGGAUCUACGUCGCUCAGCCCGGCGGCUGUUGGAGAGGCGUUGCACUGUGGACAUAGCCUCCAGUUAUCGGCGGACUUUGACGGAAAUCCUGCGGAGAAAUGCUGCUCUCCGGGAUUUCGGCCAGCGGAUGGAGGAGGAGUUCAGUCUGCGCAUCUUCGUCAUGUUCGCUUUUAGCGCCGGUCUUCUCUGCGCCCUGUUUUUCAAGGCUUUUACGAAUCCCUGGGGUAACGUGGCUUACAUUGUGUGGUUCCUGGCCAAAUUCAUGGAGCUGCUGGCCCUGGGAAUGCUCGGCUCUAUUCUGCUCAAGACAACAGACGACUUGGGUAUGAUGUACUACACCGCUGACUGGGAGCAGGUGGUCCAUCAGUCGGAUAAUGUCGGCGACAAUGUCAAACUUAUGAGACUGGUGAGCCUGGCCAUCCAACUCAACUCGAGACCGUUUUUCAUUACCGGUCUGAAUUACUUUCGAGUCAGUCUAACUGCAGUGUUAAAAAUCAUCCAGGGCGCCUUCUCCUACUUUACUUUCCUAAACUCGAUGCGAUGA
Molecule: messenger RNA, 1215 nt
Organism: Drosophila takahashii
Lineage: Eukaryota; Metazoa; Arthropoda; Insecta; Diptera; Drosophilidae
Gene: Or74a
Product: Odorant receptor 74a
Biological process (GO): sensory perception of smell; detection of chemical stimulus involved in sensory perception of smell
Cellular component (GO): plasma membrane
Molecular function (GO): olfactory receptor activity; odorant binding
Source: RefSeq, a predicted model, not a curated record